AGUUUCUUGCUGGGAAACGCCCAGAUUGUAGAUUGGCCUGUAGUUUAUAGUAAUGACGGUUUUUGCAAACUCUCUGGGUAUCACCGAGCUGACGUCAUGCAGAAAAGCAGCACUUGCAGUUUUAUGUACGGGGAAUUGACUGACAAGAAGACCAUCGAGAAAGUCAGGCAGACUUUUGACAACUACGAGUCAAACUGCUUUGAAGUUCUUCUGUACAAGAAAAACAGAACCCCCGUGUGGUUUUACAUGCAAAUUGCACCAAUAAGAAAUGAACAUGAAAAGGUGGUCUUGUUCCUAUGCACUUUCAAGGAUAUUACGUUGUUCAAACAGCCCAUAGAGGACGAGUCAACAAAAGGUUGGACAAAAUUUGCCCGAUUGACACGGGCUUUGACAAACAGCCGAAGUGUUUUGCAGCAGCUCACGCCAAUGAAUAAAGCAGAGGUGGUCCACAAACAUUCGCGACUAGCUGAAGUUCUUCAGCUGGGAUCAGAUAUCCUUCCUCAGUAUAAGCAAGAAGCGCCAAAGACGCCACCACACAUUAUUUUACACUAUUGUGCUUUUAAAACUACUUGGGAUUGGGUGAUUUUAAUUCUUACCUUCUAUACCGCCAUUAUGGUUCCUUAUAACGUGUCCUUCAAAACAAAGCAGAACAACAUCGCCUGGUUGGUGCUGGACAGCGUGGUGGAUGUUAUUUUUCUGGUUGACAUUGUUUUAAAUUUUCACACGACCUUUGUGGGACCUGGCGGAGAAGUCAUUUCUGACCCCAAGCUGAUAAGAAUGAACUACCUGAAAACUUGGUUUGUGAUCGACCUGCUGUCUUGUUUACCUUAUGACAUCAUCAAUGCCUUUGAAAAUGUGGAUGAGGGAAUCAGCAGUCUCUUCAGUUCUUUGAAAGUGGUGCGUCUCCUGCGACUGGGCCGUGUUGCUAGGAAGUUGGACCAUUACCUGGAGUACGGAGCGGCGGUCCUCGUGCUCCUGGUGUGUGUGUUUGGACUGGUUGCCCACUGGCUGGCCUGCAUAUGGUACAGCAUUGGGGACUACGAGGUCAUCGAUGAAGUCACCAACACCAUCCAGAUAGACAGUUGGCUCUACCAGCUGGCCUUGAGCAUUGGGACUCCGUAUCGAUACAAUACCAGUGCAGGGACGUGGGAAGGAGGACCCAGCAAGGAUUCACUGUACGUGUCCUCUCUCUACUUUACCAUGACAAGCCUUACAACCAUAGGAUUUGGAAACAUAGCUCCUACCACAGAUGUGGAGAAGAUGUUUUCAGUGGCCAUGAUGAUGGUUGGCUCUCUUCUUUAUGCAACUAUUUUCGGAAAUGUUACCACAAUUUUCCAGCAAAUGUAUGCCAACACCAACCGAUACCAUGAGAUGUUGAAUAAUGUGCGGGAUUUUCUGAAACUCUAUCAGGUCCCCAAAGGCCUUAGUGAACGAGUCAUGGAUUAUAUUGUCUCAACGUGGUCCAUGUCAAAAGGCAUCGACACAGAGAAGGUUCUGUCCAUCUGCCCCAAGGACAUGAGGGCCGACAUCUGCGUUCACCUGAACAGGAAGGUUUUCAACGAGCACCCCGCUUUCCGGCUGGCCAGCGACGGGUGCCUGCGCGCCCUGGCCGUGGAGUUCCAGACCAUCCACUGCGCGCCCGGCGACCUCAUCUACCACGCGGGCGAGAGCGUGGACGCCCUGUGCUUCGUGGUGUCCGGGUCCCUGGAGGUCAUUCAGGACGACGAGGUCGUGGCUAUUUUAGGGAAAGGUGAUGUAUUUGGAGACAUCUUCUGGAAGGAAACCACCCUUGCUCAUGCGUGUGCCAAUGUCCGGGCACUGACGUACUGUGACCUCCACAUCAUCAAGCGGGAAGCCUUGCUCAAAGUCCUGGACUUCUAUACGGCUUUUGCAAACUCCUUCUCAAGGAAUCUCACUCUUACUUGCAACCUGAGGAAACGGAUCAUCUUCCGGAAGAUCAGCGACGUGCGGAAGGAGGAGGAGGAGCGCCUGCGGCAGAAGGACGAGGUGGCGCUCAGCAUCCCCGUGGACCACCCGGUCAGGAAGCUCUUCCAGAAGUUCAAGCAGCAGAAGGAGCUGCGCAACCAGGGGUCAGCGCAGGGCGACGCGGAGCGCAGCCAGCCGCCGGCGCAGGGCCGCCCCUUGCAGAACGGCGCCCCCAUCACGGGCACCAGCGUGGUCACCGUGUCCCAGAUCACGCCCAUCCAGACCUCCCUGGCCUUCGUGAAGACCGGCGAGGCCCUCAAGCAGAACAACCGCGACGCCAUGGAGCUCAAGCCCAACGGCGGCGCUGAGCCCAAAUGCCUCAAGGUCAACAGCCCCAUCAGGAUGAAGAACGGAAACGGCAGAGGGUGGCUGCGGCUCAGGAAUAACGUGGGCACCCAUGAGGAGAAAAAGGAAGACUGGAAUAACGUCACCAAAGCUGAGUCCAUGGGGCUCCUGUCCGAGGACCCCAAGGGCAGCGACUCAGAGAACAGUGUGACCAAAAACCCACUGAGGAAGACGGAUUCUUGUGACAGUGGGAUUACAAAAAGUGACCUUCGUUUGGAUAAGGCUGGGGAGGUGCGAAGUCCGCUGGAGCACAGCCCCGUUCAGGCUGACGCCAAGCACCCCUUCUACCCCAUCCCCGAGCAGGCCUUACAGACCACGCUGCAGGAGGUCAAACACGAACUCAAGGAGGACAUCCAGCUGCUAAGCUGCAGAAUGACUGCCCUGGAGAAGCAGGUGGCAGAAAUUUUAAAAAUACUCUCAGAAAAAAGCGUGCCCCAGACCUCUUCUCCCAAGUCCCAAACGCAGCUCCAGGUACCUCCCCAAAUACCAUGUCAGGAUAUUUUUAGUGUUUCCAGGCCUGAGUCACCUGAAUCUGACAAAGAUGAAAUCCACUUUUAAUAUAUAUAUGCACAUAUAUAUUUGUUAAUAUCUUAAAAACAGUAUAUACAUCUAUAUACAGAAGUGUGUAUAUAUGAUAUAUACAUCUAUAUUUUCACUUGCUUUCAAUAUGAUGAACACAAUAUGGGUUUUGAUAUGUAAAUAUUGCAUGUCCAGCUGGAUUCUGGCCUGCCAAAGAUGAUUAUUUAAAACAUAGAUAUUGCUUGUAUAUUAUGCAGUUGACUGCAUGCACAUGUUACUUUUAUUUAUAAGCUCUAUUCUGUAAUUUUUAAAAAAGUACGAUUUUUGUUAACCAAGGCGAUGUAAUAUUUGAAGAAUCAGGGUCUAACCUGCCAAUGUUGCCAUGACAAACUUGAUCUCAGGCUGAGUAGACUGCGCUGUCAUUUCCUUGCUGUUCUGUUGAGUUAAAAUUCUAGGUUGAUGCCAGGGAAGAGUUCCACUUCGUAAACUGUUCGUACCAUUUUAUGAUCUCUUUCCUUAGGCUAUUUUUAUGUAACUUAGUGUUAGCUUAUUUUUCCUCAGCAGGCAGUGUUUUCUCCAUUUAAAUAACUGUUUUGUUGCCUAAGUCAGAUAGCAGUAUGGAGUAUUGAAAAUUUAUUGCUAUGGGUUCUGUGCAUGAAUUGCAUUUUUGCUCAACUAUACCUCUUCUUUUCCAACAUUAUACUUAGAUAGUAAUCAUUAAGCUCCUAUGUAAGGAAAUCCCUGUCUCCUCCGUCUUGGAGAACAGCUGCCAUCUAGUAAGCUGAUUUUAUCAACCCUAUAAAUACUAAACUAUUAAAUAGUGUAUAUUAUUAUAGAAAUACUGCACCACAGGGUACAAAGGGCCUUUUAACGAUUCAUGUUAAAGAUGCUGAUUUUCCAAAGGUGAUGAAUGCUCUAAAUUUGUGUUUCUAAAAACUUGUUCAAGGGUGGAGUUAGGCUCUUAGCAGAGAAACA
Messenger RNA from Miniopterus natalensis, 3825 nucleotides. The record is from RefSeq and is a predicted model, not a curated record. NCBI's taxonomy places the organism in Eukaryota, Metazoa, Chordata, Mammalia, Chiroptera, Miniopteridae.